AUGGCUGCGAAUGCGACAACCUCGCCCCUGGCGACCAUCAGGUAUGGUGCCGCCAACGUCGCGCCUCAGCUGGAAUAUGUCGUCGAGUAUGUAUCGAACGCGAGCGCCUGGACGAUUCUGGCGACUAUUCUAGCCACGCUAGUGGUGUAUGAUCAGUUGGCCUACAUAUGGAACAAAGGGUCGAUCGUUGGCCCGGCGUGGAAGAUGCCGUUCAUCGGCCCCUUCCUUCAGUCCGUCAACCCGAAAUUCGAGGAGUAUUAUGCGAAGUGGUUGAGUGGUCCUCUCAGCUGUGUUUCCGUCUUCCACAAGUUCGUUGUCAUCGCCUCGACUCGUGAUAUGGCGCGCAAGGUGUUCAAUUCACCCGCCUACGUCAAGCCUUGUGUCGUUGAUGUCGCCCACAAACUGCUCGGCGCCGACAACUGGGUGUUCCUGGACGGGAAGGCGCACGUCGAGUUCCGCAAGGGCUUGAACGGCCUGUUCACCCGCCGCGCUCUCGAGAUUUACCUGCCUGGUCAGGAGGAGGUGUAUAACCGGUACUUCAAGGAGUUCGUCGAAGUCACCAAGCAGGCCGGUGGCAAGCCGGUUCCUUUCAUGACGUACUUCCGCGAGGUAAUCACUGCGGUCUCCUGCCGCACGUUCGUCGGCCACUACAUCUCGGACGAGGCCGUCAAGAAGAUCGCCGACGACUACUAUCUUAUCACGGCGGCGCUCGAACUGGUCAACUUCCCUAUUAUUGUUCCGUUCACCAAGACUUGGUACGGGAAGAAGGCGGCCGAUAUGGUGCUGGCCGAGUUCUCGAGGUGCGCCGCGAAGAGCAAGGCCCGGAUGGCUGCUGGCGGCGAGCCCAACUGUAUUAUGGACGCAUGGAUUCUCCAGAUGGUCCAGUCGAAGAGGUGGCGCGAGGCGCAGGAGGAGGGCCUGUCCACCGAGGGCCUGGAGAAGCCGACGCACAUGCUCCGCGACUUCACCGACUAUGAGAUUGCGCAGACGCUUUUCACGUUCCUGUUCGCCUCACAGGAUGCCACCAGCAGUGCCGCUACUUGGCUCUUCCAGAUCAUGGCUCAGCGCCCGGACGUGUUGGACCGUGUGCGCGAGGAGAACCUGAAGGUCCGAAACGGCGAUAUCCAUGCUGCUGUGGACAUGGACCAGCUCGAAUCCAUGGCGUACACUCGAGCCGUCGUCCGGGAGCUCCUGCGCUACCGCCCUCCUGUCCUCAUGGUCCCCUAUGUCGUGAAGAAGCCAUUCCCCAUCAGUGAGACGUAUACCGCUCCGAAGGGCGCCAUGGUUAUUCCCACGACGUAUAUGGCAUUGCGCGAUCCCGAGGUGUACGAGAAUCCUGACGAGUUCGACCCUGAACGGUACUAUUCGGGGGAUGCCGAGGUCAAAGGGGCGAAAAACUACCUCGUUUUUGGCACCGGGCCUCACUACUGCCUUGGGCAGGUGUAUGCUCAGCUCAACCUGGCCUUGAUGAUUGGAAAGGCGUCACUGCUGCUCGACUGGAAGCACCACCCGACACCCAGGUCUGAGGAGAUCAAGGUGUUUGCCACGAUCUUCCCUAUGGACGACUGCCCCUUAACGUUUGAAAACAGGAAGUGGUAG
Messenger RNA from Chaetomium strumarium, 1599 nucleotides. Its product is annotated as C-22 sterol desaturase. The coding region runs from base 1 to 1599 and encodes 532 amino acids. The record is from RefSeq and is a predicted model, not a curated record. The transcript is spliced from 5 exons. Lineage: Eukaryota; Fungi; Ascomycota; Sordariomycetes; Sordariales; Chaetomiaceae. Gene Ontology annotation, molecular function: oxidoreductase activity, acting on paired donors, with incorporation or reduction of molecular oxygen; monooxygenase activity; iron ion binding. Gene Ontology annotation, biological process: sterol metabolic process.